GCAAAGACGGACUUCUCCUGGAGCCCUCACAAAGUUUGCAAAGCGCAAAAACUCCUCACUUGUAGCCAGGCAGCCCUCCCUCUCUCCAAUCUAAGCUUUAGAGGUGAUACAGCCUUGGCAACGCUGGCACAACGUAUCGCCGCGCAAGAAAAGAGCAUUCCAGGACGCGGGAUAUUUUGACUGCAGUUUCCUAAAGACAAAAAUGAAACCUCAGUUAUUUGUCAUAGAGGUAGUAUUUCUGUGCGUAUCUUGCGGAGCAUGUGCACUGGGAACGAGUAUCCCUACUGUGUCCACGUCCUUGCCAGCCGCCAACUUCACCGAUCUUGGUGCAGCGCAGAGCUAUGGAACAGACACCACGACUAUUUCCAAAACCAGGAGGAAGCGUUAUAUCAGUCAGAAUGACAUGCUUGCCAUUCUCGAUUACCAUAACAAAGUAAGAGGGAAAGUCUUUCCCCCAGCAUCCAAUAUGGAAUACAUGGUGUGGGAUGACACUCUGGCUAAGACAGCCGAGGACUGGGCUCAUGCCUGCCUGUGGGAGCAUGGGCCACCUCACCUCCUCAGGUUCCUGGGUCAAAAUCUCUCCGUCAGGACAGGACGCUAUCGAUCCAUUCUUCAGCUGGUGAAACCAUGGUACGAUGAGGUCAAAGAUUACUCUUUUCCAUAUCCCCAAGACUGCAACCCUCGAUGCCCUCUCAGAUGCUAUGGACCCAUGUGUACACAUUAUACACAGAUGGUGUGGGCAACAUCCAAUAAAGUUGGCUGUGCUGUCCACACAUGCCACAAUAUUAAUGUAUGGGGUGCGGUAUGGAAGCGGGCAACAUACUUAGUUUGCAACUAUUCACCUAAGGGUAACUGGAUUGGAGAAGCUCCAUACAAAGUAGGCGUGCCCUGCUCUGCCUGUCCUCCCAGCUACGGGGGCUCCUGCAGCAACAACAUGUGCUUCCCUGCUCUCAAGACAAACUACCUGCACUGGUUCAAAUAAACACAGGUUUCCUCCUGACAUAAGCUGACAACCUAUAGUACCACAGAGACAUUAUUUUAAUCCCGUAAGGAUUUGCACAACAGUCAUGGACCACACUAUUUUGUAUAUAUGGGCUUAUUUAAAGACACAAACAUACAUUUGAAGGCAGCAGACAAUUUAGUGUUGAUGACUUGUAAAUAAACUGUAAAUUAAUUUGUUACUAUUUUAAUUGAUGAAUAUAAUUUAUAUGUAAAAUGGGUCCUUAAACACAGUAUAUACUGUAUGUGGUGCUGCAUAUACUUUUGUUUUUACUAUAUUUGUUUACCACUGACAGUGUGGUAAUUAAGGAGAUAACACCAUCAUAGCUGCUCAAACCUGCUCACUUUGGUGCUAUGGGCAUCACACCUUCAUGUUGUGUGCUCUGCCCUCAGAGGAAUGUUGUGAUAUAAAGAUCAAAGCUUUUGACCUCAGAGGGAAAACCUACACUGGCGGUGUCAGCUUCUUAUCUGCUGUAGAUCCUUGCAGUAGGUUACAAACUUCAUACUCAAGUCUUUUUCAAUUUCCAUUUCUAUCUUGGAACAAAUUGGCAAAAUAUUUGUUGACAAAAGUGCACUUACUGUAACCAAAAAGUGUAUAACAGCCAUAUACAAAAGGAAUUUACAUUAAUAAGACAGAGAUGUCUUCAUUUCACAUACACUUCUGUUGUCAAAAGUUUGUUUCUUCAUUUACACAGUGCAUUUGUAGUUUUAAUCUGCACUGACUAGGUUGUGUUUCAUUACAAACAUUUUAUCCUUUGGGGGAUUUCACAGAUUUCAUUUCACAUAAUAUUUAUGCUAGAGAGCGCACAUACAAUAAAUGUGACCCACAUAUCUGUUCUAUAAUCACAUUUGUUAUGGAGUAUAUUGGUAUACCAUAUAUCAAUAUAUAUAAAUGUCUUGGGACAUUGGACAAAUGCAGUGUUCGUAUGUUGUAAUGAUAUUUUCACUGAUGUUGUAGCUAAGGUUUUGGACUUUGGCACUCAAGUGCACCUUAAUUGUUUGUAAAUUUCCAAAAUACCAGGAAAUUAUUAUUUUUUUGUACAUGUAGAUAAUCAUUACACAUUGACUAUCCUUAAACUUCAAGUAUUCUAUAAGUUAUUCAUUUUUAUAUGGGAAAGUAUUUAAUUGAUAGUAAUUUUUUAUUGUUAUGUAAAAGAAUUGUACAUAUAUCUAUACAACUUAAAGGUACUUUAUAUGGUUCAUUUGCAUGUCAACUUUUAUGAUGGUGAAGGAAAUUUACCAUUUAUAAUGUAAAUGAACUUGGUAGAUUUAUAUGAACUAAGCACUAGCACAAUACUGUAUUGGCAAGUAAUUGCUUCAACCCCUUUGACCUGGCAAAUGGAUCAGAAUUCCUUUUCAAAUCAGAACAGUUUCUCAGUACUAUCCAUCACUGAGACGGACUUAAGUACAUAUCUGCAGUGUAAUGAAAAUAUAUUCAAGAAGACACAAAAAUGUUGACUUUGUUUAAAAAAAAAAAAACUUUAGCGGGAAAUUAUGCAUUACAAAACAAGAAAUUACAAGUUCCACACUGAUAUCAUUUAAAUCAACAUCCACAACAAGCUAUUUAUGCAGUGAACUGCGUUUUUCUUUUUGUGUUUUGCAAAA
Xiphias gladius (swordfish) is the source of this 2604-nucleotide messenger RNA. It is a transcript of the gene pi15a, whose product is annotated as peptidase inhibitor 15a. The record is from RefSeq and is a predicted model, not a curated record. The transcript has 6 exons. NCBI's taxonomy places the organism in Eukaryota, Metazoa, Chordata, Actinopteri, Istiophoriformes, Xiphiidae. Bases 203 to 982 code for a protein of 259 amino acids. Gene Ontology annotation, cellular component: extracellular region.